CAUCUGCAUCCGGGAGAAAGUUGGCGAGCAGACUCAGGUGGUGAUCAUUGACAUGGCCGAUCCAAACACACCAAUCCGCAGGCCUAUCUCAGCAGACAGCGCCAUUAUGAAUCCAGCAAGCAAGGUCAUUGCACUCAAAGACGGUGAGUUAAAAUUACACUUUCAUACUAUGGAAGUCAAAUCCUGUUUUGAAAGAGACUUCUGAAUGAUGCAAUCAAUUCAGUCAACCCAGCAGAAGUAAAACUGAGCAGAAAGACAUGGUGAGGUUUUGGUCCAAUUUCUUCCAAGGUGGACCGACCAACACCAACCCUCGUAAUUUGCCCUAUUCAUGUUUGGACCUUUUCGUCAGAGUUCCAUCUAACUAAACAGGAUUUAUCUUUCAUGACUUAUAGCUUGCUGGCAUUCCAUCAUAUAUAUUUUUUUCCUUAAACAUAAAAGUGAUUGAACCUAUUUUACAUAUGCCGUUAUUGGUAUGUUAAUUUAGUUCUUAAUUUUCAUUUUAAAUCCAUGCUGUCUUUCCAAUAUGUUGCCUUUUUCCUGAUUGUGUUUGAUACCUUAAUUUUGCAUUUUUUUGACACACCAAGAGUUGAGUCGAAGGAAUACACUGUCUUUAUAAAUUAGAGUACACUUGCAAGCAAGAAGCAUAAUGACACCAUUAUUAUAAUAUAAACCUUUUUUUUUUUAAUACAUAUUCUUUAGUGUACCGACAUAACCAAACCGGUUCUAUAACAUGACAAAUUAUGGAUCAGUCAGUUGGAUUGUUUUAAUGUUAAGAGAGCCAUAAUCCGCAUGUAGCGCUUCACAUUACUUCAAUCUGUAGUCAGUACUGGUCUUUGUAUCAUAAACAAGUCAAGCACUCGCCAUUCGCCCACCCACUAGUUCUUGCUGUUGCAUCCUUAACAAUUCUUUAUAACUGUCAUUUGACACCUUCAAACUAGGAAUAGUCACAAUUCUCACCCGAUCCCGCGAUUUACUCUAUUGCCCCGCGCUUGCUCAUUGAAAUUUGGCUGCUGCAAAUUGUUUGACCGUCGGGGCUUAGCGAUGGCAAAGUGAUUGUGACGGGUGUGCUGUUUCACCUUGGUCUUUUGCAUUCUUUCACCUGUAAUGAGUUGUGAUCAAAAAAGGACGUCACAUGGCUUCUUAAUAAAGCUUGAACUCACUGAAUUUUAACACCCAACUAAUUAAACACAAUGCAGGUGAGUAAAUUUAACAUAUUUUACCACGCCGCCCGUAAGCAAUUUAUCGACGAAAUUAAAUGCUGGAAAGUGUUCCUUGAAUUUUCCGGAAAGACCCUUUAAUAUUUUAUUUUUUUUAUUAAUAUUCCCCUACCCGCCUAACUGCAUUGUCUGACACAAUGUUGGACAUAACAUUUCGGUGCAAAUCCUUUUGUGAGCAAUGCACAAGCUUUGGUAAAAUGAUCAAAUUUGGUUUGGGCUUUUAAAUCUACAAACAUUUCAAUGGCAUCAUAACUCCGGUAUCUGAACAGUUAUUGUAUCAAGUUAUUGUUGAAUGCAGUAAUACAAAUAAGGGAAUCAUGUUCUGAGUUGCAGCAGGGCAGGUGGAUUCAAGGUGAACUACCAAGGUCAAGGUACAGAAAUUUAGUUAGAGAAAUCAUAGUGGGGUUUUUUUUCUCCCUGAAAGGUCCUGCGACAAAAUAUUAAGCUAACGGCACCAGCAAUGUUAUCAAAGUUUUUUUUUUUUGAAUGACCUAUUCUAGUUAUUUAAAUGACCUUGGUAGGUUUUCUCUUUUCAACGGAGGCGUGCCAAAAAUGAUCCCCAUGUGGAUUUUAAAUUCAUCUUCCCUUAGGCAAUUCACAGCAGAACGUGAUUGACUUGUCCUUUAUUUUGAUCGUGUAACAUUUCAUUCAUACUGAAUGCCAUUUCUGACUGCAGCAUGUAUGGCCGUUGUUGCCUGAUCAAAAAUUCUUUUGAUUUCAUUGUCCUUUACUGUCGAUGUUUUGUCUUUCCUCUUUUAUGAAUUUGUGGCUUUAAAAUCUAACGACCUUUUUGGGUGUGGCUUUUUUUUCCCCCUCCCAUGUUUAGCUGCCAAAACCCUUCAGAUUUUCAACAUUGAAAUGAAGAGCAAAAUGAAAGCGCACACCAUGACGGACGACGUCACCUUUUGGAAGUGGAUUUCCCUCAAUACAGUUGCACUUGUGACUGACACCGCCGUCUAUCAUUGGAGCAUGGAGGGUGACUCGCAGCCCGUCAAAGUCUUUGACCGCCACUCCAGCCUGGCAGGCUGCCAGAUUAUCAACUACCGCACUGAUGCCAAGCAGAAGUGGCUUCUGCUCAUUGGUAUUUCCGCACAGCAAAACCGAGUGGUGGGAGCCAUGCAGUUGUAUUCUGUGGAUAGGAAGGUUUCUCAGCCCAUUGAAGGACACGCUGCCAGCUUUGCCCAGUUCAAGAUGGAGGGCAAUACUGAGGAGUCUACACUUUUCUGUUUUGCCGUUAGAAGUCAGGCUGGUGGGAAGUUGCACAUCAUCGAAGUGGGAAUCCCACCAACUGGCAACCAACCAUUUCCAAAGAAAGCAGUGGAUGUCUUCUUCCCUCCAGAGGCCCAGAACGACUUCCCUGUCGCCAUGCAGAUAAGCUCCAAGCAAGAUGUCGUUUUCCUCAUCACUAAAUAUGGCUACAUUCACCUGUAUGACUUGGAAACGGGCACCUGCAUCUAUAUGAACCGCAUCAGUGGAGAGACUAUCUUUGUCACAGCUCCCCAUGAAGCCACCUCAGGUAUCAUUGGGGUCAACAGAAAGGGACAGGUGCUGUCUGUCUGUGUGGAGGAAGAAAACAUCAUACCAUACAUCACCAAUGUGCUGCAGAAUCCAGAUCUGGCUCUACGGUUGGCCGUCCGCAACAACCUCGCUGGUGCCGAAGAACUCUUUGCCCGCAAAUUUAACAACCUGUUUGCGGCUGGCAACCACUCCGAAGCUGCUAAGGUGGCUGCCAACGCACCAAAGGGUAUUUUGCGAACCCCGGACACCAUCCGCCGCUUCCAAGGCGUGCCCACUCAAGCAGGACAGACUUCUCCUCUGCUGCAGUACUUUGGGAUCUUGUUGGACCAGGGCCAGCUUAACAAAUUUGAAUCCCUGGAGCUUUGCAGGCCUGUUCUCCAGCAGGGAAGAAAGCAGCUUUUGGAAAAGUGGCUCAAGGAAGACAAGUUGGAGUGCUCUGAGGAGCUUGGGGACCUGGUGAAGGCAGUGGAUCCCACCUUGGCGCUUAGUGUCUACCUUAGGGCCAAUGUUCCUAACAAGGUCAUUCAGUGUUUUGCGGAGACUGGCCAGUUCCCCAAGAUUGUCCUUUAUGCCAAAAAGGUGGGCUACACUCCAGACUGGAUAUUUCUUCUUAGGAACGUCAUGCGGAUCAACCCAGAACAAGGCCUACAGUUUGCCCAGAUGCUGGUGCAGGAUGAAGAGCCCCUGGCUGACAUCACACAGAUUGUGGACGUGUUCAUGGAAUACAAUCUAAUCCAGCAGUGCACCUCAUUCCUGCUAGAUGCCCUUAAGAACAACAGACCAUCAGAGGGACCUCUGCAGACCCGCCUCCUGGAGAUGAACCUCAUGCAUGCCCCUCAGGUUGCUGAUGCUAUCCUGGGCAACCAAAUGUUCACCAACUAUGACCGAGCACACAUUGCCCAACUUUGUGAGAAGGCCGGACUGCUGCAAAGGGCAUUGGAGCACUACACGGACCUGUAUGACAUUAAGCGGGCUGUGGUGCACACGCACCUUCUCAACCCUGAGUGGCUGGUGAAUUUCUUUGGCUCACUGUCUGUGGAGGACUCUUUGGAAUGCCUCAGGGCCAUGCUGUCAGCCAACAUACGGCAGAAUCUGCAGAUAUGCGUGCAGGUGGCCUCCAAGUACCACGAGCAACUCACCACACAGUCUCUCACAGAGCUUUUUGAAUCUUUCAAGAGCUUUGAAGGUCUCUUCUACUUUUUGGGCUCCAUUGUCAACUUCAGCCAAGACCCCGAGGUUCACUUCAAGUACAUCCAGGCUGCUUGCAAGACGGGCCAGAUCAAAGAAGUGGAGCGCAUCUGUCGAGAGAGCAACUGUUACGACCCUGAGCGUGUCAAGAAUUUCCUGAAGGAAGCAAAAUUGACCGACCAGCUUCCCCUCAUCAUCGUUUGCGACCGUUUUGACUUUGUCCACGACUUGGUCCUGUACUUGUACCGCAACAACCUGCAGAAGUACAUUGAGAUCUAUGUUCAGAAGGUAAACCCAAGUCGUCUGCCUGUGGUGAUUGGGGGUCUCUUGGAUGUGGACUGCUCAGAAGAUGUCAUUAAGAGCCUGAUUCUGGUAGUCAGGGGGCAGUUUUCAACUGAUGAACUUGUGGCUGAGGUGGAAAAGAGGAACAGACUGAAGCUGCUGCUGCCAUGGCUGGAGUCUCGCAUCCACGAGGGCUGCGAAGAGCCAGCUACCCACAAUGCCCUGGCCAAGAUCUACAUCGACAGCAACAACAACCCAGAACGCUUCCUGAGGGAAAACCCAUUCUACGAUAGCCGCGUGGUGGGCAAGUACUGCGAGAAGAGAGACCCCCACCUAGCCUGUGUGGCCUACGAGAGGGGGCAGUGCGACCAGGAGUUGAUCAAUGUCUGCAAUGAGAACUCGCUGUUCAAGAGCUUAUCUCGUUACCUGGUGCGUCGCAAGGAUCCUGAGCUCUGGGCCAGCGUGCUGCUGGAAACAAACCCCUACCGACGACCACUUAUCGACCAGGUGGUGCAGACAGCACUGUCAGAGACCCAGGACCCAGAAGAGGUGUCUGUCACAGUCAAGGCCUUCAUGACUGCUGACUUGCCCAACGAGCUCAUUGAGCUACUGGAGAAGAUUGUGUUGGACAACUCUGUUUUCAGUGAACACAGAAAUCUGCAGAAUCUGCUGAUCUUGACCGCGAUCAAAGCUGACCGCACCCGUGUGAUGGAGUACAUCAACAGACUUGACAACUACGACGCUCCCGAUAUCGCCAACAUCGCCAUCAGCAACGAACUCUUUGAGGAGGCCUUUGCCAUCUUCAAAAAGUUUGAUGUCAACACAUCGGCCGUGCAGGUGCUGAUUGAACACAUUAGCAACCUGGACCGGGCCUACGAGUUUGCAGAGCGCUGCAAUGAACCUGCAGUGUGGAGCCAGCUGGCCAAGGCUCAACUCCAAAAGGGUCUCGUCAAAGAGGCCAUAGACUCCUACAUCAAAGCCGAUGACCCCUCUGCAUACAUGGAGGUCGUCCAGGCUGCUGAUAAGAGCGGCAACUGGGAGGACUUGGUCAAAUUCCUCCAAAUGGCCCGUAAGAAGGCCCGUGAGUCCUAUGUGGAGACAGAGCUGAUCUUUGCGUUGGCCAAGACCAACCGCCUAGCCGAAUUGGAGGAGUUCAUCAACGGACCCAACAAUGCUCACAUUCAGCAGGUCGGCGACCGCUGCUACGACGAGAAGAUGUACGAGGCUGCCAAGUUGUUGUACAACAACGUCUCCAACUUUGGUCGACUGGCCUCUACCCUCGUGCACCUGGGGGAAUACCAGGCUGCCGUCGAUGGCGCCCGCAAAGCCAACAGCACCCGUACUUGGAAGGAAGUCUGCUUUGCCUGCGUAGAUGGAGAGGAAUUCCGACUGGCUCAGAUGUGCGGCCUCCACAUUGUGGUGCAUGCCGAUGAACUCGAAGAGCUCAUCAAUUACUACCAAGACCGCGGUUACUUCGAGGAGCUGAUCACCAUGCUGGAGGCAGCUCUGGGCCUGGAGCGCGCACACAUGGGCAUGUUCACCGAGCUGGCCAUCCUUUACUCCAAGUUCAAACCCCAGAAGAUGAGGGAGCACCUGGAGCUGUUCUGGUCAAGAGUGAACAUCCCCAAGGUCCUGAGAGCAGCGGAACAAGCACACCUGUGGGCCGAGCUGGUUUUCCUAUAUGACAAGUAUGAGGAGUUUGACAACGCUAUCAUCACCAUGAUGAACCACCCGACAGAUGCUUGGAAGGAAGGACAGUUCAAAGACAUCGUCACUAAGGUGGCCAAUGUGGAACUGUACUACAAAGCCACCCAGUUCUAUUUGGAGUUCAAGCCCCUGUUAUUGAACGAUCUCCUCAUAGUGCUGUCUCCAAGACUGGACCACUCUCGUGCCGUCAACUUCUUUAGCAAGGUGAAACAGCUGCCUCUUGUUAAGCCCUACCUGCGCUCAGUGCAGAACCACAACAACAAGUCAGUCAAUGAAGCACUUAACAACCUCUUCAUCACAGAAGAGGACUAUCAGGCUUUGAGGACAUCCAUAGACGCCUACGACAACUUUGACAACAUUUCACUUGCGCAGCGUUUGGAAAACCACGAGCUGAUUGAGUUCCGAAGAAUUGCCGCGUAUCUUUUCAAGGGCAACAACCGCUGGAAACAGAGUGUGGAGCUCUGUAAGAAGGACAGGCUUUACAAGGAUGCCAUGCAGUACGCAGCAGAGUCCAAGGACACGGAGCUGGCCGAGGACCUGCUGUCCUGGUUCCUGCAGCAGAACAAGAAUGAAUGUUUUGCGGCGUGCUUGUUCUCCUGCUACGACCUGCUGCGGCCUGAUGUGGUGCUCGAGACCUCCUGGAGGCACAACAUCAUGGACUUUUCUAUGCCAUAUUUCAUUCAGGUCAUGAGAGAACACCUCACUAAGGUGGACAAGCUCGAAACCUCAGAAUCACUAAGAAAAGAAGAGGAACAAGCAACAGAGACGCAACCCAUCGUCUAUGGCACACCACAGCUGAUGCUGACAGCAGGCCCCAGCGUAGCUGUGCCCCCCCAGCAAGCAUACGGCUACGGCUACCAGGCGCCCGCUGCCCCUUACGGUCAGCCCGCCCCCGCGCCAGGAUUUGGCUACGGCAUGUAAAAGAUCCUUUUGUCCUGUUUAUGUGCUGACUGGAGCUAGCAUCCAUCCGAGGUCCAAAAGUCCUUCAGUAGACCAUCAUUGUCCCUCCCUGCCCGCAACACGGAGCAAAUUAGGGAUCAUGCAAAGAACCCCCCCCCCCCCCCCCAUCCUUUUUUGUACUUUUCUCCCUUACAAGCUUUCAUGAAGGACUAUUGUUUUAUUUGUUUUCAAAGAUUUAAUCACAACAGAUUAAUUUUCUCACAUUCCGUAUUGACUAGAUUAAUUUCUUCUAUUUUAUUUGAAUGGUAUGUGGUUUAUGUACAAUAGGGUGGGCGGGGGCCGGGCCAGGGGAAGAGCUAGUUCUCUUCUCAGUUGAGAAGCUUCUGAUUUGCACACAGCAGUGAGAAGAAAUUAAUGUAGACUCUUUUCCUAUUUGUCUGUGUGAGAACAGCUCCCUGACUGCAUUCAAUAUUGUAUAUUCCGUCACAAAACCCGCUAGCGCUCCCUUUCUUUUGAACGUGUGACCGCCAGUCCGGAAACACUACAUUGUUGUCUCGGUCAUGUCCCCGCAAAACACUCUUCAGGGCUGAAUGUUAAAGGAGAGGUUGACUUUUUCUCGUCUAUGCAGGACUUUGUACAACAUCCAGAUUAGAUUCCGUUGUGCUUAAAUGCCAUGACGGGGGAUCAUUCCAACUCAGGAGGGAUAAUGUACCCUCAAUAUGCUGCAGCUCAUUUCUGCGCAUUUUAGUCUGGGUCACUGCGGAAAUUCUCCAAACAAAUAUACUCUAGUGGUUCAGAAUUGUCACAGGACGUGUGGUAAUUUGAAGUAUAUAUAUAUAUAUAUAUAUAUAGAGAGCGAAACGUUUUCAUCUAUACAGAAAAUCAUUCAUUCCUUUUUGAAUUUAUAAUCCUGCCUAAAUUAUCCAUGAUAAAAUUGUGCACUUACGAUACUUGAUUGUGCAUAAUCAGGAUCAUAAUGUAUGAAGCAGCGGUUUUGUUUUCCACUAAAAAAAAUAAAGGCUUCUGGUUUGUCAAAAA
Syngnathus typhle (broad-nosed pipefish) is the source of this 7850-nucleotide messenger RNA. RefSeq names its product clathrin, heavy chain a (Hc) (gene cltca). Gene Ontology annotation, cellular component: clathrin complex; clathrin coat of coated pit; clathrin-coated endocytic vesicle. The record is from RefSeq and is a predicted model, not a curated record. Lineage: Eukaryota; Metazoa; Chordata; Actinopteri; Syngnathiformes; Syngnathidae. The coding region runs from base 2076 to 6833 and encodes 1585 amino acids. Gene Ontology annotation, biological process: clathrin coat assembly; mitotic cell cycle; receptor-mediated endocytosis. Gene Ontology annotation, molecular function: structural molecule activity; clathrin light chain binding. The transcript has 29 exons.